This is a messenger RNA of Zingiber officinale, 2141 nucleotides long. RefSeq names its product la-related protein 1B-like. Gene Ontology annotation, molecular function: RNA binding. The record is from RefSeq and is a predicted model, not a curated record. The transcript is spliced from 6 exons. The coding region runs from base 1 to 1674 and encodes 557 amino acids. NCBI's taxonomy places the organism in Eukaryota, Viridiplantae, Streptophyta, Magnoliopsida, Zingiberales, Zingiberaceae.
AUGACUAGUAAAAUUGGCUGUCUAAAAACAUUAGGGAAAGCAAACAAAGAGAGUGAGAGACAAAGCGACGGCCACCAACAACGAGGACAGGCGACGGCUGAGGAGGGAGCGGGCGAUCCUCUCUCUUCUCUUUUCUUCUCUUCGCUCAACCCACUUGCUCUCCUCAUCGCCAUCGCUCCUGCUUCUGCUGCCAUGGCUGCCGCCGCCGCCUCCUCCACUGAUCCUUCACCCUCCCCUUCCCCGCGCGCCGGCCGGGCCGCUCGCCAACCCUGGUCCCACGUCGUCCGCGGAGAGCCGGACGGAUCAUCCUCCUCCCCGCCCUUGAUGCCGUCGCCGGAUACUUCCGAUCGCAAGCCUUCCCCUCCUGGCGGAGUCACACCCGAAGCCGCCGCCUCGCUCGGGAAGAAGCCCGCCUGGAACCGACCUUCCCUCAAUGGCUCGACCGAGCCGGGCCCUUCCGUGAUGGGAGGCUCCGCCUCCUGGCCUGCUCUCUCCGAGUCCGCCAAGCCCGUUGUCAAAUCUCACGCCUCCGCUUCCGAUGGAGUGCCGCUCGCUGCAUCACCGGAUCCUGCGACUUCGAGUUCUUUGCCGAAGCAGAACUUGAUUCCACCUGGCAGUCCAAAUUAUGGGGCCUCUGAACACCAGAAAUCGAUUAAACGUGGCGGAAAUAUCAGCAAUGGCGCGCUUCCUGUCGGUGUGGCGGCUGUCCCUUCCCCGCCACCAACUUUGGCAAUCACUCCCCAGGCAAACACGGACGAGAAGACUCCUCGGGAGCAAACUCCCAAGAUCAGUACCAGUUACGAGCAUAAUUCCAGGGGAAGCGGGUCGGAUUCACAGGUCCAUGAUGGUGGUGGUGACCAUCGUAGGACCUAUAGCGGCAACAGGAGGUGGAACAAUGGUGGUGGUCAUGGAUCUCACCAUGGCAACUACAGUAACCGCCGCGAUCAGGAGAAUGAUAGAUCUCGUAGGAAUGCUUUCGGAAGAGACAUCCAGAUGCAGCACCAAGGUGUCCGACCCUACCUCAGACCUCCACCGCCACCAAUGCCACCUCCAUUCCCUGGACAUAUUCCACAGGUUCGGCCUUUCGGGAAUCCCGUUGUUUUCCCGGAUAUGCAAUCUCCUUUCUUUUAUUUUCAUAACCAGCCACCUCCUGGCCCUCUUCCGUUCCCUGCUAUGUAUUUCCCAGCUAUGGAUGUGCAACGUGCUACUUUACUCAAGCAGAUAAAUUUCUAUUUCAGCGAUGAGAAUCUGUGCAGAGAUGUUUAUUUAAGGCAGAACAUGGAUGAACAGGGAUGGGUUCCAGUGUCCUUGAUUGCAGGGUUCAAUAGAGUUCGACAGAUAACAAACAACAUAGAUUUCAUACUAGACACAUUGCCACUGUCCCCUGAAGUUGAAGUACAGGGCGAUAGGAUAAGGAAGCGUCAAGGCUGGAUGAGUUAUCUUCUCCUACCAAGUUCCAAUCGGGCUGCUAAUACUUCUGGUCAGUCACCAGUAGCACUGACACCUGAUAAUCUUGCUUCACAGUUGCAAGCUGUUGACUUGGAGGGGACAGCGUCACAGCCGAGAAGGACAAUGAUUCUCAAUCAGUCUGCAGCUGGUGCAUUGAAUAAUGAGUUACAUGCUGCUACCGAUCUUAGUGGCAGUGUUGAUAUUGAGCGAAUGGGUCAAGAGUGACUUGUUUUUGAGUUCUUCACUAAUGGAGAAUCGAGAAUGGAGAGAAAGCAUUCCUUGUUCUGUGGGAGAUUGCAUUUAGCAAUUGCUGUGCCAUGCCAGAAUCUCUAAGUACCAUCUUAGGUUGCAGAUGAAAGAGGGUGAAAAACAAAAACAACAGAAGAAAAAAAAAUUAAAAUCAAAAGAAAAGGCAAAGAAAUCAAAAGUAAAGAAAGAGAAAGAUAGAAGCUACAAUUAUGAGGUUCUAUAUAGAUAGGCAGGUGAGAUGAGCAGUUCCAUGCCAAUAUUUAUUUCCUUCGUGUUUAUUUGUGGGUUUCCAGUUGUUUACUUUUGCGUACUGUUUCUUAGGAGCGUCUGAAUUGUUCUCAUUUUUGCAUUUCGAGGAUGAUGUUUGUCACCCUGAGAACUUGUCAAGUGGAUUUUUUCCGUUUUGUUUUCGUUCCUUGAAUAAGAGACAACAUUUCUCUUCA